AUGGCUCAGCAUGUCGCUCCAGCGUUGGACGUAAGUGCAUCAGCCUAUACCAAUUGCAUUGGGUAAUCACCGUAAACGAAUGAGGGGAUCACUUCCACCAAUGGGCUCGAAAUAAUAACUAAUGGAUCACUUGAGCUGCUCUGUAACUUAAAAUUAAUUGUAUGAAAAGGUUUAACUUCUGUUUUGGUCUCCACUCUUAUGAUACAACACGCACUUUAUCCCAGUCUAGAAGGAUUUGGCAGAGGCCAACACUUCCCCUUGAUCCUUUAAAAUGGUCAUGUGGACCAGAUGUGAUUGCCAUGGUCAUAACACAUGGUAUGCUUGUGAGAUGGGCUUCAGAGCCUCCGUAAGAUAUGAAAAUAAAAAAAAAUAAAAAAAAGAUUUUUAAUUGUAAGUGAAUACCUGUUAAAGACGUCAGUACUCACUCUGAUUUUAUCUGCCAGUUUAAAUUAGCCACACUCAGCUAUGAUUACAAGAUUAAAGGUUCAUCCUGGUGGGAGCUAUCCUAGUUUCAAUUGCCUGAAGCUACCAAGAGUGUAGCUCAACUCCCUCUUAAAUAGGAUGAUAUCCCAUUGCACCUACCUCCUCUCCCCACAAUUUUAUCAGGUUCCUGCAAAAUUUUUUCCCUGCAAAUUUACUCAGACCCUAGAUUAUCAACCCCCCUUUCUUGGAGAGAUUGGGUACAGCCUGAACAAGAACACAACAUUGUGACCAAGCUUUGGCUACAACCCCAGCCUUUCAGUCCAGAGUCCAGCUCUGUUUAUCCACUUGUCAAUGACCUGAUCCCCUGACUAGACUAAGCUCACUCACAGGGGCCUAACUAUACUUUUUUGGUCUGGAAAAAUGUUGAUUGUGUAUGUUGGUUGUCUGGGUGAGAGUAGUCCUGAGAAAGACUGUUGUGGAUUUACUAAGUAGCAUUAAUGACAUUCUGACAACCCUAGCAGAAGUUAUCAUCAGAGUUAAACAAAGAGUUGUUGCCAGUCAAGUUAUAAUAGUGGUCCAUGUAAACUGACUGGCCAGGGUUACUGUGAUUUUAUGGGCUGCAUCUGACCCCAAAAAAUAUAAAUUGAAUGAAAUUAAGAUAAUUGCAAUGUAUUACUUUUGUUUGGUAUCUUAUUUAUUGUCAAAUGUGUAAAUGUUUUCCCCAUUAGGAUGUUAUCAGUAAUACUGUGGACAUUUUCCACAAUUACUAUAAGUGUGACUAUCCAAAAAGCCCACAAGUAAAGGAUGGAUUGAAGCGUCUUCUAAAUGAAAGAUACAGGGAUGAUGUCAAAAGCUUCAUUGACCACUUUGUUCAUCCCACACAAAGUCUUCUUAGCAGUUUGGAGGAAGAGGCACAGUAUAACUUUUGCUCUAAUUAAUCAUUUAUUUUUGUUAUUUUACACUGUAGUUGGGAUGAACUUUGGAAUGAUGGUAAAUAAUGUACAUAGUGUAAUGAUUUGCCGUGGGUGAGGGCUGAGCCUUGCAAUUACAUUGUACUACCAAAGUUUAAAUGCUAUGAAACUGUAUAGUUCAGUUGUUUCCAGAGUGACACUGGUUGUUCAAGACAUAUGAAUAUUAUUGAGAAAAGACUGUUUUAGGUGUUCUAAGUUUUUUAAAAGCAGCUCUCAAAGGUGGAUCUUUCUAAAUCAUAGUGCUCUAUAGCUCAAGUGCUAUCCUUGCUAAGGCAAUUACACUACUGUAGCAUGUUGCAUCAUUCUGUGUCCAAAUAUUAGUGAGAUGAUAAGAAAACUCAAUGGAGAUUUAGUUACCAAAAAUCUGUGUAAACUCAGCCAUGUAGCCAAAUGUUCCCUUACUACACACCUGUUACAUGAAUACGAGACUGAAAAGCAUGACCUCAUGACUUCUUAUGUCAUGCAGCACAACUACAUGGUAGAAUUUUGUUUUAAUAUAAAGUGAUGAUCACUCAAUUUUAUAUUUUCCACUGUAGAAGUUUCCCCUUUGCUUACCCAAUGGCAAAGUAGUUCUUCAUCUGGUUCCUCCUUUGACCAAAUUGGCAGUUGGGGAGUUCUUUUACCAGGUGGGUCUCAUUAGAACAAGUGGGUUCAGUAAUAAUGUAUAUGGACCUGUAUUACAAUAGCUGAUAAUGAAACUACUAUCUGAAAUGCCCACAUGUAAAAAAUUCUACUUGGCAGUUCCAUGUCAAUCAGACAUUUUGAAACUGAUCUUGUGACUUUUUUCUUCUUUUCCACUGUCACAUGUAGGUGGGCCAUACUAAUCCACGCACUUUAGUUGUUAAAUUUGCAAAAUACGAGCAGAGAGGGACUAAAGUGAAUGAAUUGCAGCGCUCAACAGUUCCCGAAGAUGACCAUGACAUUGCAUUCACCAAAGAGUACUUUGACCAAAUAAGGAGUGAGGUUCCUGAUGGACUGGGAGAUGUUCUGAUGCGUACCCUUGUUGUCAUGGGUAAUCCAAACUGGACGGUUCAGAAAGAAGGUGCAGCAAAUCACCUUGGGAAUGUAAGUUGAAUUGUGGUAAUUUCUUUUCUAUCUUGUUCGUUCAUAGCAGAUUUAAUAAUGAUCAAGAGAGAGGGGAAAGUGAAAAAUUAUGAAGGAUUAUGUAAUAACCAUCUGUUAUAUGCAGAAAAUAAAGUUACGCUUCUCUUUUGAACAAAUAGUUAAAAGUGGCCUAUCAAUGUUUUCGAACAGUCAGAAGAUCACCUGCCCAGAAUAGAUUUCAAAAUAUUAGAGAAAGGGUGUGUUGUUUGAAUUAGUGUGUAUCAUCGCACUUUGGAGUUAAUUAUACUUGAACUACUACAAAAUUAUGGUGAAAUUGGCAAUGGUAGAAGUCUACACUACUCUGUGCAAAAUGUUGACAACAUUUCUGAAUUCUCAGUUCAUACUGAUCAGUUAUUGAUUCCUAAAGACUUCAUGCCUCCUCUAGAGAACUUAGUGUUCCCUGUAUUGUGUGGCAAGACCAAGGGAAAAACAGACUUGUGUCUUACCUGAUUUAAUGAAUGUUUCAUCAUAUUCAUAAGUCAUAUUCAUUUGUAAAUAUAUUACAUGAAAAAUAUAUUAAUCAAUAGCAAUGUCUUCCUUAGUGUCCAACAGAAAGGCAUAGCAGGUUGAGGUCAGAGUCCCAUCUGUCUGUUCAGGAAAGCUGCGAUGAUGAUUCAAGCACUAUGUCGGAGCCCAAUUCUCCAACAGAAAAUGAUGAUGUUUACCCAUCAACAGAUGGGGUAUUUGUGCAUACCAAUGGUUGUGACAAAGGAAAAUAA
This is a messenger RNA of Pocillopora meandrina, 3217 nucleotides long. Lineage: Eukaryota; Metazoa; Cnidaria; Anthozoa; Scleractinia; Pocilloporidae. The record is from the annotation of a GenBank genome assembly.